Messenger RNA from Cajanus cajan (pigeon pea), 2247 nucleotides. Lineage: Eukaryota; Viridiplantae; Streptophyta; Magnoliopsida; Fabales; Fabaceae. The record is from RefSeq and is a predicted model, not a curated record.
AUGCAUGAUUUGGGUGCUUCUAUAAAUGUUAUGCCUCUGUCCAUUUUUAAAUAUCUGUCUCUUGGUCCUAUGCAACCUAUGGGUGUGGUGAUACAGUUGGCAAAUAAAAGUGUCGCCCACCCUACAGGUUUCAUUGAGGAUGUCUUAGUUCGGGUCAGUGAACUGAUUUUUCCUACCGAUUUUUAUGUGCUUGAUAUGGAGGAGGGAUUCUCCCAUGGAUCUGCCCCAAUCAUUUUAGGCAGACCAUUUUUGAAAACAGCCCGAACUAAGAUUGAUGUGUAUGCUGGUACAUUGUCCAUGGAAUUUGGUGAUAGUAUUGUCCAUUUUAAUAUUCUUGAUGCCAUGAGACAUCCAUCUGAAGACCAUUUUGUUUUUCGUGCUGAGAUACUUGAUGAUGUUGUUGAUGAGUAUGCUUUUGAUUUUUAUUCUUUGCAUGAUAAGAAACAUUGUUUUCUAUCUGAUCUAUAUAAUUCUCUUGCAUGCAUUGAAUCUGAUUAUGUUUCUGAAUCUGUUUCUGAGUUUGAUUUUGAAUAUAUUUUUGUAUCCAAUUUUGAUUCCUGUUCCAAGAAUAAAUCUGAUUUUGUAUCUGAUGUUUUGGGUGUUGCUAAGGUACAUGUUGUGGAACCCUUAGUUCCUCCUACUGUUCAGCCAGCACCCAUUCCAGAAUUAAAGCCUCUACCAGAAAACCUCAAGAUACUCUUAGAGGAUGAAGCUAAACCAGUUAGACAUCCCCAGAGGCGACUCAAUCCUGUCAUUUUGGAUGUAGUGAAGAAUGAGGUGACCAAGCUUCUUCAAGCUGGGAUCAUUUAUCCUAUGUCAGAUAGUCAGUGGAUGCUUGAGCGUCUGGCAGGUAAAUCUCACUACUACUUUCUUGAUGGUUUUUCUGGUUAUUUUCAAAUCCAUAUUGCUCUUGAGGAUCAAGACAAAACCACAUUCACCUACCCUUUUAGCACUUUUGCCUAUAGGAGGAUGCCCUUUGGCCUAUACAAUGCCCCUGGUACCUUCCAGCGGUGCAUGCUUAGUAUCUUUUCUGAUUUUCUUGAAAAUUGCAUAGAGGUGUUUAUGGAUGAUUUCACUGGUAUAGUUUUAGGGCAUAUUAUUUCUAGUAAGGGCAUAGAAGUAGAUCCUGCAAAAGUAUCUGUUAUUUCACAGUUGCCUUACCCUUCUUGCGUGCGAGAGGUUCGAUCUUUUCUUGGCCAUGCAGGUUUCUACAGGCACUUUGUCAAUGAAUUCAGCAAGAAGGCCCUUCUGCUAUCCAAUCUACUACAGAAAGAGGUUGAUUUUGUUUUUGAUGACAGAUCUUAUUUGCUUGGUUCUCGUGUUAUUGUCUAUACUAACCAUGCAGCUCUGAAGUACAUGCUGAAAAAGGCUAAGUCAAAGCCCAGAUUGAUCAGGUGGAUGCUUUGGCUCCAGGAGUUUGAUUUGGAUAUCCGGGACAGCAGUGGAGCUCAAAAUUUAGUGGCAGAUCAUCUCAGCAGAAUUGAAAGAGCUGAGCACAGUGUCGGCGUCAUGCCCAUCCAGGAUAAUUUUCCUGAUGAAAAUUUGUUGAUUGUUUCUUCUAUUUCUGUUUCUUCUACCACCCCUUGGUUUGCAAACAUUGUUAAUUUUUUAGUUGCUUCUGUUUUUCCUCCCUUAGCAUCACGAGCUCAAAUUGAUAAAAUUAAGAGUGAUGUUAAGCAUUAUAUUUGGGAUGACCCCUAUUUGUGGAAGUUGUGUAGUGACCAGGUGAUCAGAAGAUGCAUACCAGAUCAUGAGAUCGAUUUGGUCCUGCAGUUUUGUUACUCUUCCACACCAGGUGGCCAUCUAGGUAUUCAGAGGAAAGCUCGCAAGGUGCUCGAUUAUGGUUUCUACUGGCCCACCAUCUUCAGAGAUGCGUGGAAGAUUUGUAGCACUUGGGAGAAGUCUGUUGAUUAUGUUUCAAAAUGGGUGGAAGCCAAACCCACCAAAACUAAUGAUGCUCGGGUUGUUGUGGAUUUUGCUUUGCUCAAGAAGUAUGAGGUAGUGCACAGAAUUUCUACACCCUACCACCCCCAAACCAAUGGGCAAGCUGAAAUUUCAAACAAGGAGAUCAAGAGAAUCUUAGAGAAGAUUGUCCAACCCAACAGAAAAGAUUGGAGUAACAGAUUGGAUGAUGCUCUUUGGUCGCAUAGGACUGCCUACAAAGCACCCAUAGUGAUGUUUCCUUAUCGGGUUUUCUUUGGCAAGGCAUGUCAUUUACCUGUUGAGAUUGAGCAUCGGGCCUACUGA